CCUACCAACCUCUGCUUGGAAAAGACCGGAUGCAGUAGGCACGCUUGGGUACAAAGGUCAGUCGAACCGGAAGUCACACGUGUCCGCUGCGGCUCAGCGUGGGGAUAGAAUGAUGGCGGCCGCUUCGCCCAACUUGGGUUCACACAUGCGGGAAGAACUGUCCUGCAGCAUCUGUCUGGAGCUGUUCACCAGGCCCAAGGUGCUGCCAUGUCAGCACACUUUCUGUCAGGACUGUUUGCGAGACCUUGUAGGUGGAAGGAGAAACUUCCAAUGCCCAAACUGUCGUCGGCAGGUCAGUCUACCAGGUCGAGGUGUUUUCGGUUUGCCUGACAAUCAUCUCGUUACAAACCUCUGUGAGGCGCUCCAGAAGCAGGCUACACUGUCAGGGGAAACGGGGGAGCAACCCCAGUCUGGAAACGGGUGCAGCUUUCACCCCGCUGAAGAGGUCAGACUCUACUGUAAACAGUGUAACGUGCCUGUAUGUAAUGAGUGUUUGGAUGAGAGGCACAGCAAUCAUGCCACGAUUAGCAUGAAAAAGGCGGCACAAGAGAAGAGAGCUUCGUUUCAAGAACAGAUUGCUGAGGGCAGGAACAUCUUGGGGACGUACAGCAGUUUUCUCGAAGGUCUGAGAGAGCAAGAAAUCACACUGAGUGAGCAGAAACAGCAGGCAAACGACAGCAUCAAUAAGGCCUUCAACCAAAUGGUGCAGAAACUUAAAAAUGACAAAGGCCGCCUGUUGAUGAAAGUUAACAACAGACACAGCGAGAAUCUGAAGGUGUUGCGGAAGAAAAGGGACAGUGUGUCAGCAGACGUCAGGGAACUGUCUGCUGCCUGUGAUUCAGCAGAACAAGAACUGCAGCAGGGAGGGGUCAAGUUUCCUUGUCAGGACAACAUGCUAACAGUCCUGAGAAAGUACAGAGGAAAAGCAGCACCAACUCCUGUACAAACCCAGUCUGCUGUCUUCCAGCCCACAGACACCCCUGUGCCAGUAUUGGGAGAUGUGACCUUCCCGUCUGUUCCAUCUGCACCAAUUCCAGCAGUACCUGCAGCAAGAGUUGCAGGUCAUCACUAUAGUAGCGAAGGACAGUCAACCCAGCCUCUCCCAUCUGCACUAAUUGCCAUAUCAAAUGAAGGAGAGGUCUUCAUAGCAGAUCAGGGAAUCCAUGUCUUCACUCUGCAAGGUGCAUUCGUCCGCCAGUUCCCAACAGUUGUGACAUUGUCACGUCGACAUGAUAUGAUCCCACAGGACCUGGCCCUAGAUGGAGAGGGGAACCUGUGGGUGGUGGGGAAAGCAGUGUCUUAUGAGUUUGUUGUGCAGUAUAACAAGCAGGGCAGGGUGCUGAGGUGGUUUGACCUAGAGAACACAUGGCGCGCCAGAGGAGUUGCAGUGGACACCAUGAGGAACAACAUCCUCGUCACUCAAGUCACAGGAGGUAAUGAUAACCUGCAAGGAGAAGUUCAGGUGUUCAAGCCAGAUGGGAGACUGGUGAGAACCGUGGGUCAGCAGCAGGGGAUGAGGUACCCACGGUACAUCACUGUGGACGGGGAAGGGAACAUUCUCGUGUCAGACUGCCCCAAUAACUGUAUCUAUGUCUACAAUGAGGAAGGACAGCUUUUGUUCCAGUUUGGAGGUGAGGGAAGUGGUAACGGUCAGCUGAGUCUUCCCAUGGGCAUCUGUACAGACAGGGCAGGUAACAUCAUCGUGGCGGACAGUAUGAACCACCGUGUGGAGAUGUUUGACAAGACAGGCAGAUUCCUCAAACACAUCACUUCAGACAGGCUCACUUCAUACCCAUUGGCUGUUGCUAUGGCACCACAAGGACAGCUAGUGGUCAUUGAUUGGGGGGAAAGCAUCAUCCAGGUCAUUCCUCCCCGUUUCAUCUACAACAACGAGUGCUAAAGAUAUAACUAUUUUGGCUUGCAUACUUUUCCAAUAAUCUGUUUAUAUGAAGUAAUAGUUGCUGUUAAAUUGGCGAUCUUGUCCAGAGCAGACAGUUUUGAUGCUUUCCUAAUUACAGGUGUGCCAACAGAAUACAUCAUAUGUGGGAUAGGUGCAUAUGUUCAUCACUAACAGGAAAUAAUUUCUUUUUUAAACUAUAUUGUUUAAAACUCUUUGUAAAACCUAUUUUGCUAUCAGUAUUACUAUUACAGUGUUUGUGUAGAUGGUUAGUUGAGCUGUUAGUGUUAGAGCUACAAGCUUGUUCUUGCAGGUGAACUUGAAGUUUACUUGUCAGUGUUAUGAACUCUGAUUUGUACAUGUGUACAAUGCAGCUGGUUGAGGUUGUUAAAGGAGGCUUCCUCUUGUCCUUUAUAGGGUUUUGUUACACUUAUUAUUUAUCGGAUUAUGAUAUCGCUUACUAAUUUAUUUACUACAUUUCAUUGAUUAGUUUUAUGUAUAUUCAUACUUAUUAUUUCGUUAAUCUACUUUUGGUAUUUCUCUAAUUGUUAUCACUUAGCUGUUACAGUCGCCAGUGAGGUAGUGUAUCACUUACCUCUAACUGUUAUACUUAUAGUAAGUAGCCAUUUGUUGUUAUAGUUAUUACUUUAUUAGCUUAUCUUUAGUCUUAAUCCUUAGUUGAUUGUUUCUUAAUCCUUAGUUGACAUUUCGUCAGCCAACUAUGAAUAAAUUAUCAUUUACUCA
This is a messenger RNA of Branchiostoma floridae (Florida lancelet), 2641 nucleotides long. RefSeq names its product tripartite motif-containing protein 2-like. The transcript has a single exon. NCBI's taxonomy places the organism in Eukaryota, Metazoa, Chordata, Leptocardii, Amphioxiformes, Branchiostomatidae. Gene Ontology annotation, molecular function: ubiquitin protein ligase activity; zinc ion binding; translation repressor activity. Gene Ontology annotation, biological process: protein polyubiquitination; proteasome-mediated ubiquitin-dependent protein catabolic process; negative regulation of translation. The record is from RefSeq and is a predicted model, not a curated record. Bases 110 to 1900 code for a protein of 596 amino acids.